Messenger RNA from Phytophthora nicotianae INRA-310, 1080 nucleotides. RefSeq names its product peroxiredoxin-2. The record is from RefSeq and is a predicted model, not a curated record. The coding region runs from base 143 to 739 and encodes 198 amino acids. Gene Ontology annotation, biological process: cellular response to stress; cell redox homeostasis; hydrogen peroxide catabolic process. Gene Ontology annotation, cellular component: cytosol. NCBI's taxonomy places the organism in Eukaryota, Oomycota, Peronosporomycetes, Peronosporales, Peronosporaceae. Gene Ontology annotation, molecular function: thioredoxin peroxidase activity. The transcript is spliced from 2 exons.
UGGGCUGCCACGUACGCGUGCCGUAACGGAUCCCCAGCCUGUGGCUGCCGUCCAGCGGCAGGAGCUUUGACCUCAUUCCUACGCCGGACACGAAAAAACCAUUCUGGAAUCUACACCGCAAGACUCAAGACCAACAACCACAAUGGCCCCCAAGAUCCGUCACCCCGCCCCCGCCUUCACCGCUGACGCCGUCGUCGACGGAGAGUUCAAGACCGUGUCGCUGUCCGACUACAAGGGCAAGUACGUCGUGCUUUUCUUCUACCCCAUGGACUUCACGUUCGUGUGCCCCACGGAGAUCAUCGCGUUCAGCGAGAAGGCUGCGGAGUUCCGUAAGCUUGGCUGCGAGGUGCUGGGCUGCAGCGUGGACUCCAAGUUCUCGCACCUGGCGUGGAUCAACACUCCCCGCAAGAAGGGCGGUCUGGGUGAGCUGGACAUUCCUCUCCUUGCCGACUUCAACAAGGAGAUCUCCCAGGCUUACGAUGUCCUGAUCGACGUGGGCGAGGAGACCGGCGCCACCUUCCGUGGCCUGUUCAUCAUCGACGGUGAGGGCAAGCUUCGUCAGAGCACCAUCAACGACUGCCCCGUGGGUCGCAACGUGGACGAGAUCCUUCGUCUGGUGGAGGCCUUCCAGUUCACGGACGAGCACGGUGAGGUGUGUCCGGCUGGCUGGAAGAAGGGCAAGAAGACGAUCAAGCCCACGGUGGACGCGUCGAAGGAGUACUUCGAGGCUGCCAACUAAGCGAGACCUAGAUGUACAAGCUCCGGGUUUCCACAUGAGUAGCGACAAGCAUAGAUAAGUCGCAAUACAACCGACUGAUAUGUCGUAAAUCAGAAGACAUAGUAAGAAUGUCAUAGCCGUCACUUGCGCCGGGAACUCUGAAUUGCAUGAAUAUGGGACCCCUGGUCAUAAUGGCGUUGCAUUUAUAUCUGGGGGCUCUACAGUAAGUAUUCCACAUCUUGCUCACGCAUUGCGAUGCCAAACUCAAGUACAAAGUUGUUGGGUAAAACCAGCUAUGUAUUUUAUUAAUUUGACACAGCACUCUAUCUUGUUGUCUACAAGUUAGACGCUUUACAGAGCAC